AAACGACCUGACCACAAAUGAUGACUUAUCACGUGGAAAUGUAUUGCAGCCAACUACUCUAAACACGUGAUGUUGAUUGUAAAUGUGGAGGGAAAGAACCGGAAGAUCCGGAGAAAGAUCCACGCGAUCACGGAGAAAGAGUGAGAUGCAAACUUUAAAUAUAAAGCAGGCGUCAGGAUUGGGAUCAACCCACCACCACCUGUAUACCUGACGACGGAGAUAACAUAUUGCCACCAACUUGCUGUAGGAGGAUGAGGUCAUCUCUCAACACUAAUCUCUAGAAUGAACGACCGCAGCUGAGCCUCACCGAUUUAUAUUCAGUUCAAGUUCAUUUAUUAGGUAUAGCCCUGUGAGCCAUUCGGCUCUUGAAUCGGGUGCAACCGCAACAAACAAAAAACAAAAACAUGAACAAGAAAACAUCUUAAAGUUAAUAUGUGACUAAGUGCAAACAGAAAAUCGAAGGAAAGACAGCAAAAAAUUGCAGAAAAAACACCGUACACCAACGCUGUGUGCAAAAAUCCCAGUGGGAUGCAAGUCAAACAACAACAACAACCACCAGACAACUUAGAUUAAGGCCAACAGUCUAACUCCGUACUACAACAAACAAACUAGGCUAAACCAAUAAACUUUUCGAAAUCACCAAAAUAAGGCCAUGAAAGCAAUGAAACAGUGAUCAUAGGAACUGUGACGGAAUUUUCACAAUAAAUGACAAACAUGUACUACCAAAACCCUGCAGCCAUAGCUGGCUGCAUUAGUCACUCAUAUUAACAACACCACUAAUUUAUUUAAAUGUCAAGGUGUGUACAGAAGCCGUGUUCACCUUGAGGCUGUUGUUUGGGCACCAAAGGCGCGGGUUCACACUCCAGGGAGUGUCUCGUGAUGUCAGUGACGACAAUGAAAAUAUUGAAAGUAUUUUACUUCCUUCUUCACCAUCGCUAUAAGAGAUUGAUCCUGGUCCAGCGUCUCUCUGAGCCACACAGCGAGUGAUCCCAGUGAAAUCAUGGGUCAUGGCGAGCGCGACUCCCAGUGAGAGUGUGGAUAGUGAGCUGCGCUGCUCCAUCUGCCUGGGCACGUUCGUCUGUCCCUCCACGCUGAGCUGCGGACACUCGUUCUGCCUCCGGUGCCUGGAGGCCGCCUGGGAGACAGCGAUCAGCUUCAGCUGUCCGCAGUGCCGAGCCACCUUCCCUGUGCGACCCCUGCUGAGGAAGAACGUGGCCCUCGCCAACUUGGCGGAGCAGCUCCGAGUUGGAGACGGGAUGGCCACGGCAGUCGUGUGUGACAUCUGCGGUGAUGGCCACACUCCUGCAGUGAAUACCUGCCUGAGAUGCGAGACGUCGUACUGUGCGACGCACUUGAAGCCUCACUUGGAGAAUCCCAGGUUUAAAGAACACCAAUUGUGCCGGAAGCUGUCAUUCUCUAAAAGGCACGUGAAGCCUCACGAGGAUAAUCCCAGGUUGAGAGACCAUGCCGUGGUGGAUCCCACUGCGAGCUUGGAUGAGCGAAGAUGCCCUGAACACAGUGAGGAGCUGAAAUUCUACUGCACAGUAGACAGCAGCCUGGUCUGCUUAAUUUGCACCAUCACAGGUGAACACAAAGGACAUGAUGUCACCAUGCUGAAGAAGGAGCACGAGAUACGGAAGACGCGCGUUGGGUAUGAGACGCAAGCGGUGGAGGAGAAGAUGAAGGAGGCGGAGAAGUCCGUGAAGCGGAUGGAGGCCACUCACAAGGAGGCGCAGCAAUCGGUGGCCGGGAUCAGGGGUCGCAUCACGGGCAAGUUCGCCUGCCUAAGGAAGGCUCUGGACGAGGACGAGAGGGAGGCUCUACGUCGUGUGGCCGUGAAGGAGCGCGAGCUGCUGUCCCGGAUCGAGGAGGACAUCGCUCGUCACAAGCGGCAGAUCGGCGAGCUCCAGGCGGCGGCCGUUCGCCUGCGCGCUCUGGAGCACGAGAACGACUCGCUCGCCUUCCUGCAGGGGCACCUGGAGGAGACGCGCAGUGAUGUGGUACAGGAGGACGUGGAGCUGAGUCGACUUGCCGAUGACUGGUACCAGCCGUGUCAAGAUCGGCCUCUGUGGAGGAGCCUCCUGAAGGACGCUACUGGGCAGUUGGAGGCAGUCGCCCUCCAACAACAACGGAGGGCAGAGGAGCGACGCUCACAACAACGAGCGGAGCGCCGGAUGGCUAAAGCACAGAGAGAGAUCCCAAUGGAAUCUGCACCCCCACCUCCCACUUCACUGGACGCCACCACGAUCCGCUCCCUUGAAAGGGUCGUGAACAGAUUCCUGCCUCUCGUCUGUAAAGAACACACUGAACCAUGUUCCUCUUUUUUCGGGAGCGACCUGACUAUCACAACUGACAGCUCUAUGAAGUGGCUCAUCACGUGGAUAUUCAUAGCAGCAGGCAAAUCCUCUGAAUGCAAAUUGAUUCUAAAUGUGGAGGGGAAAACGCGAGGAACCAGGAAUAAAUCCACGCUACCACGGGGAGAGAGACGCAAACUCUGAAAGAGAGCGACAUGGAUCAGUGGGCUUUACAUGGUGAAAUACAAUUCCUUUAACAGUUUCAAUAUUCUACUAAACCAUACUGCUGUGUCCUGAGGAAAGUGCUGUUAGCGAUCAGCAGCAUCAUCUAUGAAGGCCGGCACGGCACACAAGGGGGUGAGUGGCCAGCACCACGCCGGUCGCCUUUGUCUCCCUCGUGCCGAAUGUUUACACAUCACAUCAGCAGAGGGCCGUACAGCGUGAACUUUUGUUGUACUGCACCUCUACGCUUCUAAGUUCACGAUCCCCACCAUCGCCAACGCGCCUUGACGAGAGCGGUGAAGUAUGGUCAAAUAACCCCCCCCCCGGACGCGCAGUGCAGGGAGGCGCUCAUCCAGCAGAGGAGGGACACACAAUGUAUGUUUGUGGAUGUGAGAGUGUGCGAGGCUUGACGCAGAGUCUGUGUGUGGAUGUGAGAGUGUGCGAGGCUGUGGUGGCUGUGGAACAGGCGUUGUGUUUGUAGAGAGACGCUGUGAGAGUGGCGUUCACAUCGUGAUGCUGGCAUCAUCACCACUGUUCACUACCACUGCAUACACACACAUUGUCAUGUUAGUGUAGCACUUUUGCUAAUAUUUAUUAUUCACUAAUUAUUAUUCACAAAUUAUUCACUAAUUAUUAUUCACUAAUUAUAAACUAAUGUGUACACUACUAACCAAUAUUAGCAUAUUUACACUAAUACUAAGGAAUAUUAGUACAUGUACACUAAUACUAACGAAGAAUAGUAUAUGUACACUAAUAUUAACGAAUAAUAGUAUAUGUACACUAAUACUAACGAAUAUUAGUAUAUGUACACUAAUACUAACGAAUAUUAUUGUGUACACUAAUACUAAUGAAUAUUAGUAUAUGAACACUAAUACUAACGAAUAUUAGUAUAUGAACACUAAUACUAACGAAUAUUAGUAUGUGUACACUAAUACUAACGAAUAUUAGUAUAUGUACAAUAAUACUAACGAAUAUUAUUGUGUACACUAAUACUAAUGAAUAUUAGUAUAUGAACACUAAUACUAACGAAUAUUAGUAUAUGAACACUAAUACUAACGAAUAUUAGUAUGUGUACACUAAUA
Molecule: messenger RNA, 3598 nt
Organism: Lethenteron reissneri (Far Eastern brook lamprey)
Lineage: Eukaryota; Metazoa; Chordata; Hyperoartia; Petromyzontiformes; Petromyzontidae
Product: E3 ubiquitin-protein ligase TRIM11-like
Molecular function (GO): protein binding; zinc ion binding
Source: RefSeq, a predicted model, not a curated record